This is a messenger RNA of Olea europaea var. sylvestris, 805 nucleotides long. RefSeq names its product protein yippee-like. The coding region runs from base 150 to 539 and encodes 129 amino acids. The transcript is spliced from 6 exons. NCBI's taxonomy places the organism in Eukaryota, Viridiplantae, Streptophyta, Magnoliopsida, Lamiales, Oleaceae. The record is from RefSeq and is a predicted model, not a curated record. Gene Ontology annotation, cellular component: ubiquitin ligase complex.
UUGACAGACAGGCAAUAACCGCACUUGGUGUGUCUGUAUAUACGUGUUUGAGUGCGUACCUGGCUCAUGAUUUGUGGUAUAUCCUUCCUACCUACAUUUCUUGUCCCUUUGGUUCUUCAGAGGAAGGUAGAGAAAGUUUCGAAGAGAAGAUGGGAAGGCUAUUUGUUGUAACCCUUGAAGGCAAGAUCUAUAGCUGUAAAUACUGUGGAGUCCAUCUUGCUGUCAGUGACGACAUAUUAUCCAAGUCUUUCCACUGCAGAUACGGAAGGGCUUAUCUCUUCAGUAAGGUAGCUAAUGUCACUGUCGGAGAGACAGAAGAAAGAAUGAUGACAACUGGAAAGCACAUAGUUGCAGAUAUUUUCUGUGUACAGUGCGGUUCAAACGUUGGGUGGAAAUAUGAAACAGCUCAUGAAAAGAGUCAAAAGUACAAGGAAGGAAAAUCUGUCCUCGAGAGGUUUAAGAUUUUGGGUCCAGAUGGAAGCAAUUACUUGGUGAGCCAUGAAGCACACAUUGGAGGUAGUGACGCUGAUGAUGCUUGAUUAACCCUUAAUAUCUCCAGUUUUAAUUGUACAUUCUUUCAAACUCCCCUACCCCAGCAAACAGAAGCCAUCCUCCUUCUUAUUGAACUGCUGAAUUCAUGGAAUUGUAAUUUGAAAGCUGUGAAAAAGCUUGCUUAUUCUCAAGUAUCAACACUUCCAUUGUAAAUAUUCAAUAAUUUAUUCAAACAAAAUGUAACUCCGUAAUCUGUUAUUGUUACAUAUAACGGAGUUGAUGCUAUGAAUUCUUGGGUUUUUUUAGCAGGUUU